Rhea pennata is the source of this 786-nucleotide messenger RNA. RefSeq names its product isochorismatase domain containing 2 (gene ISOC2). NCBI's taxonomy places the organism in Eukaryota, Metazoa, Chordata, Aves, Rheiformes, Rheidae. Gene Ontology annotation, cellular component: cytoplasm. The record is from RefSeq and is a predicted model, not a curated record.
GACACGCGUGUGUGUCACGGUGCACACGUGUGUGCGGGGCGGGGGGGGCGACCCUGUGUGAGGCCGCGUGCGUCGGGCGGCCCGUGUGUGCGAGCAGACAGGUCCCACGCGUGUGCGGGGCGGGUCACGCGUGUGGGACAGGGCACGCGCGUACGAGGGCGGCCAUGGCCGGGGCCCGGCUGGGCAAGGUGGCGCCGGGCAGCAGCAUCCUCUUCUGCGACAUGCAGGAGCGCUUCCGCCCCAGCGUCGCCUUCUUCCCCCAGAUCGUCGCCGUCGCCGCCCGCCUGCUCCAGGCGUGCCGGGAGCUGGGGGUGCCGGCGGUGGUGACGGAGCAGCACCCGGGCGCUGGCCCCACGGUGCCCGAGCUGGGCGCCCACGACCUGCCCAAGCACCCCAAGACCUGCUUCAGCAUGGUGGUGCCGGCCGUGGAGGCCGAGCCGGGCCGGCCCGGCCUCGCCUCCGUCCUGCUCUGCGGCAUCGAGACGCAGGCCUGCAUCCUGAGCACGGCGCUGGACCUGCUGGAGCGGGGCCUGGAUGUGCACGUCGUGGUGGACGCCUGCUCGUCCCGCAGCCAGCUCGAGCGGCUCGUGGCCCUGGGCCGCCUGCGCCAGAGCGGCGCCUUCCUGGGCACCUGCGAGAGCCUCGUGCUGCAGCUGCUGCGCGACGCCGCCCACCCCCGCUUCCGCCAGGUCCGCCCCGCCCCCGGGAGGCCACGCCCCCCGCCGCCACGCCCCCUAGAGGCCACGCCCCCGGGAUGCCGCCCCUGGAGGCCACGCCCCCCGGCAG